CGUAUAAAAGCGGCGGCCAGUUGCAAUCUUGAGACAAAGGGAGCUCGAGAGCCAAACAGUUCACUCUUUUAUUCCUCAACCUGCUGGUGUAUAAUAAUCUGUUCAGGAUGCGCGCUUUUCUGGUGAGCACAUUCAAUAAUCCUUUUUGGGAAAAUACCUAUUAAAGACUAAAUAAAAAUCCCAUUGCAGAUGCUUUGUUUAGUCGCUGUGGCUAGAGGACAGUACGACUAUACGCCCACGUCGCAUGCCGGAGAUGGACGCGGAGGACUGGUCGGAGGAGUCAGCAGUGGCCUAGUGGGUGGAGUCAGCAGUGGCGCAGCCCAGCUAUCCGAGCCCAUACUGCUGGCCAAUGAGUUCACCAAGGAGUUCUUCACAUACAGUGCUCCGGAGCAGGAGUUCGACAACCCCCAGGCCAACGAGCAGAUCGCCAACGCUCUGAAGAAGAACCUGCGGGUCCUCUUCAUUAAGGGACCCGAAAACACUGGUCUGGAGCAUGCAGCUCUCCAGCUGGCCACCUCUGCGUCGGACGACCGCACCGCCAUCUACGUGCUGAACAAGCAGGCGGACAUCGGCGAGCUUACCAACAGGCUCAACCAGAUCAAGCACCAGACCAGCCACAAGCCCGAGGUGCACUUUGUGAAGUACCGCACCCAGAGCGACGCCGAGAACGCCCAGCGGACCAUCCAGGCUCAAUACGACUCGUUGCCAGGACCUUCUAGCAACCAUAAUGCAGGAUCCUCGGCUCUUGUUCUGGAUUUCGCUUCCAAGGGUGUUUCCAGCGGAGCCACUGUCUCUGCACCUGCUCUGGCCACCGGCGACCUCAAUGCACCAUUGACUAGCGCGUAUUUACCACCAGGAAGGUAUUAGAUUAAGCAGAACCCUUAGCUAUUAAUUAUAAAUGUAAAUAGGCAACCAUUUUCAAAUCAUUAAAAAUGUAUUCACACAA
Drosophila ananassae is the source of this 946-nucleotide messenger RNA. RefSeq lists its product as uncharacterized. NCBI's taxonomy places the organism in Eukaryota, Metazoa, Arthropoda, Insecta, Diptera, Drosophilidae. The record is from RefSeq and is a predicted model, not a curated record. The transcript has a single exon. Bases 190 to 867 code for a protein of 225 amino acids.